CCGAUCAAAGCAAGAGAAAUGCUUUUAGAACUCCCAAAAUAUCGAAGUUGAUUUAGAUAUCUCGUUGCUUGUCUCUAAACAACGUCAAAUUGCGGUCUCUGCAUCAUGGAUACGUAAUAUUAUUCACUAGUAAACGAUGGCAUCGUUAUCGCCUGAGAAACAAUCAAAAUACACUGGAUUAUACCCAACAUUAAAUAAAUCGGCACAAUCAGAAACAAGUUCUCAAUUUAAGGAAAGCAGUUUUUUCACAAAAUUGGGAAAUGGUAUUUUAGAUUUAAGUAUUGAUGAGUGUUUACAAGAUGAAAUAUUUGAUAUAAUGCCCAAGACAGAUUAUACAUACGCAAGAAGUGGAAGUUAUUGCAGGGAGGCACUUGACAAACCUUACGUUAGUCCCAAUAUGUCUCGUAGAAGAUUACACAGGAAUGUAACACUCUCUCCAGAAGCCAGAGGGAUAUAUAGUAAUAGUGCAACUAAUAUAGUAGAAAAUGAAACAACAACAACAACUACUACAUAUUCCACAAUACAAACCUCUAAUAACAGUUAUAAUAUAGGUAGUAGUUACUUAGAAACCAAUAAUAGACUCAGUGAAAAUCUUAAUAAUUCUUAUAGUGAAAGAAUGAACAACAGUAGAAAUGAGACUGAUAAUUAUUUAUUAAAUUCUAAUGAAACAGAAGUUAUUGAUGAAUAUAGUGAUGAAGAAUCGGAUAUUGUUGAUGAUGAUGCAUCGUCCAGUAGUAGAAGAAGAUAUAUAGAAACCGAAGAUGGAAUGGUUCUAAGAUCUGGCAGUCAUUUACAUGGAAUCAAGGCAACCAUAGAUUCUAUGGAUCAACAUUCAAAAAGACAGUCUGAUAUAAUUCCUUCUUCUUCAUCUAGAAAAAUUUACAAUCGAUCUAAUAAUAUGAACACUGAAUAUAUUACAACCUCAUCUACAGACUCCGUUAAUUCAUCCACUCAGUUACAAUCAUUGAAACGCAGACUUGAUUAUGAAGAUACCGAAUUAGAAAAAGCAGCCUAUGAAACGAGUGAAAAAUCACAAAAUAGAAGAUCUCCAAGAAAUAAUAAUGUUGGUUCCUAUAGUUCAAACAGUUCUUUAACCACUAAAAGUUCUGUUGACCACAUGUAUGGUCUGGAUUCUGAUGAUGAGUCAGAUGUACAUGAUGGUAAUACUGUGUCUAGUGGUAGUUCUACAUGGAGUACCGAUACAGCUAAUGAAACUAUUACAGAAACUGUUAUUACAACAAUAACCACAAUAUAUACUUAUUUUACAUACAUGACAGAACCAUUGUAUGGUCCUAUUGUAAAAGUUUUAGGACCACCAGUGCGGACAUCAUAUGAAUGGUUGUGGAGAAAAUUUACUACUUUUAUGGCAUAUUUUGUAUUGCUCGAUUUUUGGAUUUUAAGAAGACGACAGUUUUGCUGUAUUUGUGUUCCACUAUUAUUAUUACUUCUACCUUUACUCUUGUUUGGUGGAUAUUAUGGAAAACAGAUGCUAGCAAAAUCUAAUAUACUUCCUUUAUUCUGGGUUCAAAGGGGUACCACCGAACAAGUAGUAAUAAAUAAGGUGUCACAGUUUGAUACAUAUAAUUUGAAUGACAAAGUAAAACAAAUAGUUUUGCAAUUACAAGGAAACCAAGCACCAUCUCUCUCGCAGGCAGAUAUAGAAGUUAUUAUACGAGGUAUAUUAGAGAAAGAACUUAAUUCAUUAAGACUUGAUCUUGUUGGACAGAUUAAUCAAGCUAAAGCAGAUCAGUCUGUUGAAAAGAAGCAGUAUAAUCAAAAACUGGCAUCUUUAGAAACUUUACUGUCUGCAGCUGAAGUAAGAGCAUCGGAUCUGGAAAAAGAUUUGUCCCAAGCGAAGCUGUAUGCAAACAUGGAAGGUGAUCAAGUUAAUGCCCAGUCCUUACUACGAAUUCAAAGAAUGGAAGAUCAGUUACGAGAAAUGAAUAUUGAUAUUGGUACAUUAAGACAGUCACAUAUAGAUAUGACAGUUGCUGCACAGAAUUGUUGUAAAAAUGAUAGUUUCUAUACAUUAGCCGUCCGUGACGAGGUGAAGAGUAUAUUGGCUGGGAUUAUGAGUGGAAGUGAUGGUAAUCAAGGUGGUGGAGGAGAUGAUGUUAGCAGUAUGUUUAUGUCCUGGUUACAUGGUAACUAUAUUAGUAAAGAAGAAUUUGAGGUCAAGAUGAAGGCUCUUGCUAAUGAUAUUACAGAAAAGAUACUCCUUCUUGAGCAAAACACAGCCCAACAAAUAAUCAUUCAAUCUGAAAAUAGUCAAGACACAAGUGGUGGAAUAGGUGGGAUUAGUGAAACGUAUGUAAGAAGCUUAGUUGAAGAGUCAUUGUUAAAGUUCAGUGCUGAUAAAACAGGCAUGGCUGACUAUGCACUAGAAUCUGCAGGUGGCAGUGUUUUAAGUACUAGAUGUUCAGAAACAUACUAUCCUAAAACAGCACUGGUCAGCAUAUUUGGUAUACCAAUGUACUAUUCAUCUAAUUCACCUAGAACUGUUCUACAGCCUGAUGUAAAUCCUGGUGAAUGUUGGCCAUUUAAAGGAAAUAAAGGAUAUAUAGUCAUACAGUUAGUUCGUCCUAUAACCCCUACUGGCUUUACACUAGAACACAUACCUAAAUUACUCUCAAAUACAGGAGAUAUUAAAAGUGCUCCAAAGGAUUUUGCUGUUUAUGGAUUAGAAAAUGAAAGUAGCGAUGCUGCUAUAUUAUUAGGAAACUAUACCUACAAUGAUAAUGGACCAUCGGUACAGUUCUUCCCAGUAAAACGGCCAAACCCAAGUGUAUAUAGAUUAGUAGAAUUGAGAAUAUUGGAUAAUUAUGGACAUUUAGAGUUUACAUGUAUCUACAGAUUUAGAGUUCAUGGUAAUCCUGUGUCCAUCUAAGUUUGUGCUUUUGUGUUGUGUACCGGGUAUUAUUUGAAUUUCAUAAAAAUUGUUUGCACAGAAAAUAAUGCAGUGAAUAGACAAUGUGUGAUGACUGAAAAACUAUAAUCAUAAUCACAUCUACUACAUGAUAGACUUUGAUUUUCAAAAGUAUGCAACUUCUGAAAUUUUCUUGUAUAUUGCUGUGAGUUUUAUAAUUUUUGAAAGAGCCAAUGUGGGUUGAGUGUGCGACUUGUUACAACUCUCAGUUAUUUGAUUUUUAUGUAUUAAACAUGUCCAGACACAAGAAAAGCUACUGUAUAUCUAAUAAGUGAACACCCUGAAUCUCAUUAUAAUCACCAUACUCUUAUUUCUCAUUGAAUAUAAAAAUACCGGUAGUUUAAAUUUGACUAUGUUAGUUAAUGUCUCAGUUUAUUUGUUGAGUUAGUUAGAGAUUUAUUUGUUUAUUAUCUAUUAUUUAAUUACAUGUAGACGUGUCUAACCUAGUUAAUGAUUAUUAAUAACCAAUGAAUAUUUUAUAUAGCUUUGUUUUUUAACUUUUACAUACUUAUAUUUUAUUUUUGUUUUAGUUCUUCAUAAUUCCAUGUAAAUACUGGUAUGAAUUCAGGACUUCAUUUUUAUUAUACCUCCAAAUAUUUUUAACAUUCAGAAUAAGUUUUGUCAUAUGAUCCUUGACAAAGUAUUUUGAAAACUCUUUAACUUCAUUGAAAAGCAUGUUGGUAGUAUACCCCUUCACUUUCAAUCAGUUUUAGUUCUCUCAUAAUUCAAUUUCAAGUACUCAGAUUUGUUCAUGAUUUUGUAAUUAGAUUGAUGAGUCCCAUAUUUAAAAAAUUUAAAAAAAAUAUUGUGAGAAUUGAUGAAACACAGUACAAAGUAUUUAAUGUUAUAGAUAUUAAUAUUGAUGGAUAUUAUUAAAUAAAUAAUAAUUCAAAUAUGAUAUCUUUCAGGAACAUAUAACCUUACCUUCAUAUUACACAUCUAAAUAGCACUACAAAUAACAGUUUGUUGUGGAUUUGUAUUGAAUUAUUGUUUGGUCAAUUAUAUUUUAAAUCGAUUGUUGGUCUCAAUGCUAUUGCUAAUUCGCACAAUAACAGCAGAUAACUCAGCAAUAAAUAGAAGCAGAAAUCAGCAAUUUGUUAUUUUCAUUAUUUCUCAUACUUAUAAUAUUCUCCUUUUUUUUUUCUCUUGUAUAUAUACUCAUUUAUUUUUUGUAUUUAUUCAAUAUUUUAUUCUAUGAUUCCCACCUAAAAACAUGUAUUUAUUACAAAAUGAUUGUGUCUCUAUUCCUUCCAAAUGUGUUCAAUAUCAAACAUUUUAUAGUCUUCAUGGAAACUUUUAUGUUAUUACUACUUAGCUAUAAUAUUUUAUUUAUUGUAUAUAAAGGAUUAUAUCAAUGUUCUGUUUCACAUGUACAAAACAGUUAUUUUAACAUUUUAUUAUUUAUUAGUGUUUUUAACAAACUGUAGAUAGAUAUUUAGGCCUUCUGAUUAAAAUCAGAUGUCAUUUAUGUUGUUUUUUGGGGUUUUUUUAAAUUUUGAUAUGUAGCCGAAUUUCAGAUUUGAAACUUAAGUGUAUAUAAGACAAAAAGUGAUUCUGCUGGUUUUAGGGUUAGUGUAUGAUUGGGCUGGUAGAAAGGGAACUUUUACUGACAGAACACAGUUUUGAUCGAAAUUAGUAGAACCAGAUAGAUUAGAUUGCAAUGUAAACGUAAUAUAUAUGAAACAAAAUUGUCAGUUGGAUUAAAAAAUACAGAUCCAAAACACAACUCUUCCAGAUUCUAGUGUAGUAAAGACAAGUAAAAUGAAAUUUUGAACUAGAAAAAAACGAAACAAAAUAGGAUCUGUGUUUUAAUCAGAUUGCAAAAUUGUAAUCUAAUUUUAAUUAUAUUGAAUUUUUAAAUAGUUGAUAUUAUUUAUGUGAACGGUGUAACUUCAAUAAUCUAAGUCUAUAUAUAAAUAUAAUCAAUUAUACAGGUAUGUUAUAUUACAUAUAAUCCUGUGUUAGUUCGAUACCUUUUGCAUUUAUUAAAUGAUUGAAGUAUUAAAAAUCAUCUGGAUGAACUAACAUUCUUGCCAUGAGAUAAGUUUAUAAGUGUACAUGUAUUUGUAUUUGUUUAGUUGUUAAAAUUUAACAGAGGUUUUCUUGGGGUGUAUAAUCUUUAUAAUAGAGUUGAAACAAAUCAAAAUAAUUGUCACAAAUUCACUUUGAUACUGUGUUAUGACAGAAUUAAUUUUAUUCUUUAAAUUAAAUUAGAUUCAGUACCACCAGUACAGGAAGUAUCACUCUUUCAUUGUGUUUUGAUUUUCUAAUUGUAAAUCCCAUGACUAAUAAAGAAAAUUAAAGAUCA
Molecule: messenger RNA, 5234 nt
Organism: Patella vulgata (common limpet)
Lineage: Eukaryota; Metazoa; Mollusca; Gastropoda; Patellidae
Product: SUN domain-containing protein 1
Exons: 20
Coding region: 137-2887 (916 amino acids)
Biological process (GO): nuclear envelope organization
Cellular component (GO): nuclear envelope; meiotic nuclear membrane microtubule tethering complex
Molecular function (GO): protein-membrane adaptor activity
Source: RefSeq, a predicted model, not a curated record